GGUGUGGAUGUAAGCAAAGAUGUUUAAAAAAAAAGAAAAAAAAAGCCGUUUUUCUGAAAAAACUCUGCAGUGUAGACAUACCCUGGAUCUGUUAGAAAUAUAUAUUGAAUAGCAUUGGACUGAGAACAGAUCCCUGCAGGACCCUACUAGAGAUAUGUAUAAUUUAGACAGAUUUUAAUUAAUUUAAUAUGACCUGCAUUGUUUGGCAUGGUGUUAAAAGAUUUAUUCAGAACACCCAGAAGGGCUAAAUCCAUCUUUAGACUUAUGGAAAUCUCAAAAGUAACUUGACACGGUCCAUUCUCACCCAAACUGGAAGUGAAUUUGAGGGAAGAGAUGCAGCAGUUAUGGUGAAAGUUAAAGCACUUCAAGCGCAAAGGUUAUUUUGUUUUGGAUAAAUGAAAACUUUUCAUAAUACCCUUGUCUAUUAAAACCCAUCUGCCUUUAUUGCCCUGUGCUUAUUUAGCUGAACACAAAGGGUAAUGCCAAAGGUCUUUUGGCAUGAUUUUUUUCCUUUCAUUCCCAGCCCUGUGAUUCUUCUAUGGCCAACUGGCCAGUUGAACACAAACUGCCUGAACUUGGUCUUAAAAAUGGAAGUCACUAAAACAAUUAUAGCUGUGAUAGAAAUGGAUAAUCACAUUGCUUUGUCAAUUGACUAUAAAAUAGAAGGUGAAUGAGGUAAUAUCUUUGUACCCAAUUCCUGUUGCUGAAAGAGGCAAGCUCCCACCAUCAGAAAUCGUUCCACUAAAAGCUAUUGCCUCACCUAUCUUGUCUCUCUAAUAUCCUGAGACUGACGUAGCUACAACUACACUAUGCGAAUUAGACAGAUGCCUGUUUUCUCAGAGCUAUUUUAUAGAAGGCAGUAAGGGUUAGUUCAUUUAAAUUUGUUCUUGGAAAACUUGUUUGUGUCUCUCUCUCUCUGCUGGUGGGGAUGACCCAGCUACCAGCGGAUAACGGGCUCAUCUCUAACUCAUUCUAAUGAAGUACAUUAUCCCAUAUCAUCCUGAGAGCAACCCAACCACGACUUGGUCACGCUUUCAGCACUGGUCUUUCAGUCUGAUCUCUUUCCACUGAAGUAAGCACCAAGAGGACAGACUAGAGUGUGUAAGUGUACUUGUGUAGAAAAAAUAACGUUGUUAAGAGUCAGAAGCGAACACAAGCUAGAGGCCUAUAUGUAAGGGCUAGCAACAGUUUUAAACUCUAUUUACUCUGCACAGCAGAGGGGAAAUUGGCAAGCAGUAGACAAACAUGAUCGUCCCACCUUUAAAUUAAAGGUUACUUGCAAAGGAACUGAUUCUUUGUUAUUUCGCACCAUGUAUCAUUAUCUGCACUAAUGCAAAGUGAGUAUAAAUGGUACCAUUAUGGCCUGGAUUUUGCAUUGGUGUAAAUGAUGACCCCUGAUGCAGGGGAAUGGUGAAUUAGGACUUAAUGUCAUGAUCCUCAGCCCAUGGAAGUAGGAAUGCAUGGGUCAGUCUUCCUGAACUGGCAACAGAGUGACUUGUCAGUCUUGUGAAAAGCUGUGUUCACUAUUAGUAGGCUUUCUAUCUCUGACCUCCUUCUCAAUCCCCCGUGGUUCUUGUUACCCUGGAACUGCCUGGCCCACUCUGCUUUCCUAGGCUUUUGGGAAGAACAAUUAGCAAUGUGCACUUGCCUCUUUCCAAGCACUAGCAGGAGACCUGGGUGCUGCCUUGGGUACUGAUAGCAGCAGGACUGUGGCAGUUGACCAGGGCAUCUGGCACUGGCUUCCUUCAUGGCGGCCUGGCACGGUGACUUUCGGCUGGCUGCCCAUUUCCACUUCUGAGUUGCCUCCAACUGCCAUAGAAUCUUCUGGCCCCUCAUCCGGCCUCUGACAUCGCUGUCUCCCAGCCUGCCCCUCCCUGCCCCAUUUACAGGACUGCUGUUUGAUCUGUAUGCUCGAUACACACGCAGGUCACCAGCAAAAGGAAAACCAGCACGGCUGGUGCCACCCUUUAACAGAGCAAGAUGUUCCUGGUUGGACUGUCGGGGGGAAUUGCUUCUGGAAAAAGCACAGUGGUUGCAGUGUUCCGGGAACUGGGCUGUGCGGUGAUUGAUGCUGAUGUUAUUGCCAGACAGGUGGUUCAGCCCCACUUCUUAGCCUAUCAGCAGAUAGUGCAUUACUUUGGAAGUGAAGUCCUGUUGGAGAGCGGGGAGAUAAACCGGGAGGCGCUGGGAAACAUUAUCUUCUCCCAGCCAGAAAAACGGCAGCUGCUGAACUCCAUCACUCACCCUCAGAUCCAGAGAGAGAUGCUGAAGCAGAUCUUUAAAUACUUUGUGCUAGGCUACCGCUAUGUUAUACUGGACAUUCCUCUGCUGUUUGAGACCAACACGCUAACCAAGUUCAUGAAACACACAGUCCUCGUUUACAGUGAUCCGCAGACCCAGCUGUCACGACUGAUGAAGAGGAAUGGCCUGGCCCAGGCCGAGGCCGAGGCGCGCAUCGCUUCCCAGCUGCCACUUGAUGAGAAGUGCAAACUAGCUGACCACGUGAUUGACAACUCCGGGGACUGGGAGAGCACGCGGAGGCAGGUCCUGAGACUGCACUCACAGCUGGAGGACUCGCUGGAUUUCCUCGUGGUGCGCCUCGUGGCAGUCACAGCAGUUGCGGGAAUUGGUGGGCUGAUGUGCUUUCUCUUCAGGCAUUUUCUCUCUUAAUUCAAUUGUUAAGGGACCAAACUCUGCCUGGAAUGUCCAGGGUGGUAAAGGGUGAUGGUCAUGAGCCUUAAUGAGCUUUGCUCUCUGAAUACAGAUGACAAGAUGAGGGUCUCUUGUAAACUUCUCAAGGGGAAGCUGGGUCCCUUGGCUGCUUGCUUUUAACUUUUUAGUCCUGUUCCUAAUGAUCAGUGACUGCUGCAGGAGUGAGAGGGGUGCCUGCAUAGGUGAAGAUUCUCUGAAAUCGGUUACACGGUUCAGCUGGACGUCUAAGACCUGACCUCGUUGAAGUGCUAGCCGCCAGGGUGCAAGGAGCCUGUGUUGAUUCAACCCUGGAUGGAAUAUGGCUCCUGAAAGAGUCUCAUAGCCGUCUUGUCCAGGAGUGGGAAUUUGGACUGUGGGGUUCACUUUCCCCACUUCGGAGCAUCCUCCGCUGCCAAGAGCUGGCCCUAAAUGUUCACUUGGACUCUACACAAGCCAUCCCCCUCUGUUUCUCCUGGUUGUGAGUUAAUGAAUGUUUUCCAAGUGCCUUAAAACCCACCGAUGCAGGACACUAUAAAAUUGCAAGUGUUACUGUAAAA
Pelodiscus sinensis (Chinese soft-shelled turtle) is the source of this 3248-nucleotide messenger RNA. It is a transcript of the gene DCAKD, whose product is annotated as dephospho-CoA kinase domain containing. Gene Ontology annotation, molecular function: ATP binding; dephospho-CoA kinase activity. Gene Ontology annotation, biological process: coenzyme A biosynthetic process. Lineage: Eukaryota; Metazoa; Chordata; Testudines; Trionychidae. The record is from RefSeq and is a predicted model, not a curated record.